AUGGCAUCUCCUACGGUGGCUGUAGUCGGCCUUGGCGCCUUGGGUCUUGUGGCUCUGAAGAAUCUUCGGGAAGAAGGCUUCGAGGCCGUGGGAUUGGACAGAAAUGACUACGUUGGGGGGCUGUGGCAUUUUGACGAAGGAGAGAAGCUCACUGUUAUGAGAUCUACUCUCUCGAAUGGAUCCAAGCAACGAGGCUGCUUUACCGACUUUCCCUUCCCCGAGGGCUCUCCGGACUACAUCCCUGCCGCUGGCAUCGACAAGUACCUGCAAGAUUAUGCCAAGCAUUUUUGUCUCAUGGAACACACUCGGUUACGUACCAGCUUCCACGGUGCCACAUUUGUCGAGAAGACACAGCAAUGGCGCUUGUCUUUGUCUACUCCCGAAGAGCCGGAGCCUCAUUUUGAAUACUUUGACAAGGUUGUCUUUGCUAUGGGUGCUGAUCAGAAACCAUCGAGGCCUAAGAUCGAGGGGAUGGAAAUAUUCAAGGGCUUUGUUGAGCACUCAAUGACGUUCAAAAAUCCAGAGGUCCUUGCCGGCAAAAGAGUCAUGGUUCUUGGAUUUGGCAACACUGCAGCCGACAUGGCGACGGAGUUGGCGCCGCUUGCCAGUCAAGUGUAUCUUUCGCAUCGACAUGGUGCUGUUAUUGUGCCUCGUUGGGUUAAAGGCAAGCCAGUCGACCACGUGCGAACGUAUCGAAAGUACGUCAUCUUGAACUUGAUGAAUCGAUACACCCCGGGACUUUGGGAGAAGACGAUGAACAGCGUCAUCUCAAAGCUAGAACACGAGAUCUUUGAUCUCAAGCCGGAAUGGGGUUUCGAUCCUGCCCCUUCUAUUACCAACCAGCGGCCACUAGUGAAUGAUGAGCUGAUCCCCUGUCUUGAAAAUGGGUCCAUCAUCAGCACCCCAGGCAUCGCCCGAGUCAUCGACGACAAGACAGUCGAGACGACUGACGGGAAACGGUACGAGGUCGAUGCAAUUCUGCUGUGCACCGGCUUUACGGUGGACUACUCAGUUGUGGGCCCCCACGCAGAUCCAUGCCGUGCGACGACGACGGACUGGGAAAAGUCGGACGGAUACACCGGACGCCCACUCCCAAGAUUGUACCAAAACAUCUUCAGUCUGGAUCACCCGCGCAGUCUGGCUUUCAUCGGCCACUUGUCCUUCAUGAACCCUGCGUUCUUCAUGUUUGACCUGGCUACCAUGGCUGUAGCACAGCUAUGGAAAGGUGCUUCGGCAUUCCCGUCUGCUGCUGAGAUGGAGAAACAAGUCAAUGAUCAGCACGCAUGGGUCCUCGAGCUUUCGAAGAAGGGCCCUGUCACACCUUCCAUCGUCAAGGCGUCCGAGUGGAUGGAAUGGGUGGACAAGGUCAUUGGCACCGGCCUUCCCGAACAUCUCGGCUACAACCUCAACGGAUGGUCCUUCUGGAUUCGGGACCGCCAGUUCUGCAACAUGCUGAUGGAUGGGUUGCUCAGUCCUCAUGCGUAUCGCUUGUUCCCUGGAAAAAGAAAAGCCUGGCCGGGCGCGCGUGAGGCCAUUAUCGCCAUGAAUGUCGAUCGUGAAGCCAGGUUUGGGCCGAUGGAUUAA
Molecule: messenger RNA, 1584 nt
Organism: Colletotrichum fioriniae
Lineage: Eukaryota; Fungi; Ascomycota; Sordariomycetes; Glomerellales; Glomerellaceae
Molecular function (GO): NADP binding; flavin adenine dinucleotide binding; N,N-dimethylaniline monooxygenase activity
Source: RefSeq, a predicted model, not a curated record